Molecule: messenger RNA, 4789 nt
Organism: Astyanax mexicanus (Mexican tetra)
Lineage: Eukaryota; Metazoa; Chordata; Actinopteri; Characiformes; Acestrorhamphidae
Gene: znf384b
Product: zinc finger protein 384 b
Exons: 11
Coding region: 192-1814 (540 amino acids)
Biological process (GO): regulation of transcription by RNA polymerase II
Cellular component (GO): nucleus
Molecular function (GO): DNA-binding transcription factor activity, RNA polymerase II-specific; RNA polymerase II cis-regulatory region sequence-specific DNA binding
Source: RefSeq, a predicted model, not a curated record
GCGACCUCACUGGGAGGAAGUUGCAGCGCAGGCAGUUCGGGUAACUCCGUAAGAAAAGGAAAAAAAAUAAAAAUAAUAGAAAAAAGCACGGAGGCGCGAGCGGCGCGGAUCUGCGGGGCCGCGGGUUACGGGAGGUUUCUGCGCCGCGCGGAGGGAGACCCGGGGGAGCGCGCGGUGCCUCCGCCACCGGAAUGAUGGAGGAUUCCCAUUUCAACUCCUACUUCUGGUCUCCAGUUCAAGGACAGAUUGAGAAUGCUGUGUUUCUCAACAAGGUCAAGGAGCAGCUUGGGCAGGACAAAAACCCCGCCUACCCGCAUGGCUCCACCCACUACCCCACCACAGCAGUGGUUGCAGUUGCUGGUGGGGUUCCCAUGGACGCAGCAUCCAGUGGGCGGGCACUGAAACAGGAACAGUCACACCCUCCCCAUUCCUCCCACAGCAUCACAGUGCUGCCCGUACCCUCCACUGGAAUCAUGACCGCAGCGGGGCUGGUCACUCUGGUCUCUCCGGUAUCGUCCGCACCAUCUCUGAUCCCCGGACAUCCGACAACAACCAUGAUCACGUUACACACAGCAGAUAAGAAAGAGGACGGCAUGUCCUGCCCCCCAGUCGUCAUACCCGUACCAUCAAAGAGGGGCAGGAAGAAGAAAUGCACCAUACCGCUGGUGGGCUCAACAACAGGAGGACAGACGCUCACGCUCAGCCAUCUACCUGGACAGCACCAUCCCGGCAACUCCUACAAUCUGUCAGUGGAAGACGGACACCCUGGAAAAGAGAAAACCUACAGGUGCCGGAUGUGCGGCCUGACGUUCUGCAAUAAGUCAGACAUGCAGCUGCACUCCAAGUCUCACACGGAGGUGAAGGCGCACCAGUGUCCGCACUGCUCCAAAUCCUUCGCUAACUCCAGCUACCUGGCGCAGCACAUCCGCAUCCACAGCGGCGCUAAGCCCUACAUCUGCUCCUACUGCCAGAAGGCGUUCAGGCAGCUCAGUCACUUACAGCAGCACACACGAAAUCACACUGAAUCGAAGCCUCACAAGUGUCCUCACUGCACGAAGUCGUUUGCUAACACCAGCUACCUGGCUCAACACGUGCGAAUCCACACGGGCGUGAAGCCCUACAUCUGCUCCUACUGCCAGAAAACCUUCAGGCAGCUCAGCCACCUACAGCAGCAUCACAGAAUCCACACAGGAGACCGGCCGUAUAAAUGUGCCCAGCCGGGCUGUGAGAAAUCCUUCACUCAGCUGUCAAAUCUCCAGUCUCACCGCCGGCAGCACAACAAAGACAAGCCAUACAAGUGCCACCACUGUAACCGCGGGUAUGUCGAUGCAGCGAGUCUCGAGGUUCAUCUGUCAACCCACACAGUGAAACACGCCAAGCUCUACUCCUGCGGCUUAUGCAAUCGCACCUACACUUCGCCAUUGACCUGUCCACCCGCCCACCAGGAGACAUACUUGAUGAAGCACAUGCACAAACACUCGCCGGACUUAGUGCCCACCCCGCCGGUUCCAGCGCCGGCCCAGCAGAACCACAGCCCCGGCCAGGCCGGCUCAGCGGCGGCAGCAGUGGCAGGAGGAGGAGGAGGAGGAGGAGGCAGAGAAGGAGCUCCUGAUAGAAACCGGCCAGAAAGGACUGAUGCCUAUCCCCCGCCAAACGCUGUACCGUGUGUUUUUGACUUGCACCAGUACAAACCAGUGACUGCGCAGAACAUCCAGUAUAAAACAGUCAGCGUGGCUGAUCUCUCCCCUCAUAAAGACCUCUGCAUCACUGUAGAAACCUCCGCCAUACAGGUGGAGCAACACCUCAACUCGUGAGGAAGAACGGACCUGACGUACGACGGAAACACACGAAAUGAGACAAUGACUGUAUUACAGAAACGGAAGCUGUGCGAAAGGAAUAUAAUUUUCUUGCCAGGCCGGAACUGUAUUAUUGGAAUUGGAAUAUUACUGUAUUUUUCUCACUAUAAGGCGCACCUGAAUUAUGAGCUGCAUUUUAAGAGACACUAUAAGGAACUUCUAUAAUUAGACUGGGGGCUGCAACGAUGAGUCGAUAUAAUCGACAAUGUCGAUUAUUUAAUUUUGUCGACUACAAAUUUCAUUAUCGACUAAUCGUUCAUUUGUAACAGUUACGCAUUACACAAAGUGCUGGGGACAAAUAAAAAAACACAGUGGGAGGUAAAAGGGUAAAUGUGUGUGUCUCCAAAAGUGCCCAAACACAACAGAUUACGUAUAAAUAUCAGUACUUUCCACAUUUAAACAACAUCUAGACGUUCAAAUGCUUUUUAAAUCUCAUGUUCAGCUGUUUCAAUUGUUUUUACAGCUGGAGGACGUAAGAAAUAAUCAUUGACUAAUCGACUAAUCGGAAAAAUAAUCAUUAGACAGAUUAGUCAACUAGAAAAAUAAUCAUUAGUUGCAGCCCUACUUCUAAUUCACUUUAAUGUCAGAUAAGUGCUGGAUGUUAAUCUACACAGAUUUAUCUCCUGAAAACUGUUUAAUUUAUUUGUGUGAGUAAAGCGCUUCUGUUUAUUUACAGUAAGCUUAGAUUACCAAAUUUCUCCGAGCACUAAGGCUGGAGCAUUAGCAUUAGCAUUGGCGGCUAUCCGCUAGCACUCGACAGCGCUACACUAAUGAACCCUGAUGAGUGUUUAUGGUAAGCUAGGGAGUUAUUAGUUAGCGGUUUGUCAAAUGCAUCUUGUUUUAACACAGUAAACAUGCAGGAUACAUUCUGAUAUACUCUCCUCUGAACAAGAGCGAAAGAGCUAGCGCUUAGCAUGGUUAGUGGCUAAUGCUAAUGCUGCUCCAGCAGUGCUUGCCGGGGGAUAGGAGCAGGCUAUAGUUUAAUAAUACUCACUUCUGAGUAGAGAAAUAGUGAUUAGCGGCUAAUGCUAAUAUUAAUGCUAAUGCUACUACAGUCUCGGAGUGAAGUAGCUUUACUGCUCCUUAAAACUUGACUGGUAGAAUUUUAUACAUAAGGAACACUGAUGAUUUUUGGGAAAAUGAAAUGAUUUUAAGUGCGCCUUAUAGUGCGAAAAAUACGCUACUUUAUGUAGUUGAUUAUUAUUCUUUUUUUUUACUUUUUAACUUUUUAUUUUCUCCUCAUAAAUAUCCCGCUCUUCCGUUAAAGUCUUCAGUAAAACACAGGGCUGUGUGUCUGAUUACACAAACCCCUUCCAGCCACUUACAAAUACCUUUGACAGACCUGCGAAAGACCUUUUAAAACGCCUUUGUUUUACGUUAAAAGGAAUUCCACUAAUUUUACACAUUUUGUUGAGAUAAAAACAGCUUCAGAUAGAGUGGUUUGGUGGUGUGAGUUUUUGUAUGUGAUGUUGGUUAAGGUUUCUUUGGGGAGUUUUUAUGUUUCGCUAAACAUAAAUGCCUAUUCGCUCCAAAUGUACAACAUAUGUGUAUAUAUUAAGUUUUGACAGAAAAACAGCCUUUUUUUUAUCUCUGACUCCCAAGUUUUCUAUUGUAUCCUGGUACCUUCUGUUCACAUACUGUUAGUGUCUUUCCCACUUUUUACACACAUUUGUGUGUAGUCAUUCUCCCCAGGCUUUAAAUGUCUCUGAAUUAUAGCUCUGGAAAAAAUGAAGAUUUAGAGCAUUUAUUAAAGAAAAUGAGAAAUGUCUGAAAUAACAAAAAAGAUGCAGAGCUUUCAGACCUCAAAUAAUGCAAAGAAAACAAGAAGUUCAUAUUCAUAAAGUUUUAAGAUUUCAGAAAUAAUCAGUAUUUGGUGGAAUAACCCUGGUUCUGUUUUUUAAUCACAGUUUUUAUUUCAUGCAUCUUGGCAUCAUGUUCUCCUCCUCCACCAGUCUUACACACUGCUUUUGGAUAACUUUAUGCUGCUUUACUCCUGGUGCAAAAAUUCAAGCAGUUCUCAUAAUUUUUCAUAAUUUUUAAGUGGUCUCUUUUUUUUCCCCACAGUCAGUGUAUUUAACAAAUCAUUUUUUAUGUGUACUCAGAUAAGUUCACUUAACUUUUUUUAUGUUUAAUUUGAUUAAGUAGACACACUUAAAAUAAGUCGACAUUAAAAAAUGUACUCAGUUUCAGACUCAAGAUCAUUUAAAAGGCAUUAAACUUUUUAAUGUUUUAAUAUUUUCCAUUUACCACCACUGUGAACGAAUCCACCCAUUGCAAAUUCCACAUCAAACCACUCUGAAUGACUUUGGUUAACGUGUUUUUCAACAAAACAAUUUGUGGAAUUCUUCUUUUAUUGUGUGUUCAGUCAGCUGUAGAUCUGUAUCUACUCUUUUUUUACAGAAUAUGAUUUUUUCCAUAUUCGUCAAUGUUUGUCAGACUGUAUGUGCAAAUAUCUGGAGUAUGUUAAACGCAACAUGCAUGUGGUAUUUGGUCUUUUUCAUUGGAAACUAUGGAUUCUGCUAUGAAUGUUCUUGACCUAAACAGUCUUCUGAAAUCUGUGGAUGAUGAUGAUGAUGAUGAUGAUGAUGAGAUUGAUGAUAACACUCUUACUAUUUUUAGACCAUCACUUCCUCAUCUUAGUGUUUUAACAACCCUUGUAAUUGACCCUGAGCUCCAUCCUGGGCAUAAAGAUGAUAAAACCUAAAAUAAAAGUAAAAAAUCCUCCAUUCCCCAAAAUAAUCAUAAUGAUGAUUGGACAGUGUGUUCACCCAGCACCCAGCCAUUGUUGACUGUUGACUGUUGCUACACAGUACCUGAAUGUACAGGUUCUCCCCCUCCCUUCCUCCAGGCCCAUAUCCUGUAUUAUUACACUUGUGUGGUUUUUAUGCACCAAAAGAAUGUCCUAAUUCAUCUAUUAAACUUUUUUUUUAUUA